AUUGAGUUAAGACGUCUUCUGUACCGGAGGUAACAGCAAUCAUGUCUUCCACACAAAACGACUCGGAGUGGGUCAAACUUGUUAGCAACGACGGGUACAGCUUUCUUAUCCGAAAGAAAGUGGCCAUGGGCAGUGGCACACUGAAGAACAUGUUGAGUGAAGAGAGCAACUUCAGCGAGGCAGUGACAAAUACCUGCGCGAUCAAUGAAAGGGGCGUCGUGCUAGAGAAACUGUGUGAAUACCUGAGCUACAAAGCUCUAUAUGAGAACGCUCCUCAGCGAGAUAUCCCCGACUUCACCGAGCGCAUCACGCCUGAGAUUGCUCUUGAGCUGCUAGUAGCGGCAGAUUACUACGAAACCUAACGAUCCUUUCGAGCCUGCGCUCUACUGCGUUUGCACUUGCAGUCCUGGAUGAGCCACGAGCAAUGCUGACCUUACCGAGCCUCCUGAUCACCGUUGUAUAUCGUCACACACGCCCAAUCUCUAUUACUUCAUACACCGUACAAUACAUGCGGCA
Molecule: messenger RNA, 516 nt
Organism: Laetiporus sulphureus 93-53
Lineage: Eukaryota; Fungi; Basidiomycota; Agaricomycetes; Polyporales; Laetiporaceae
Product: POZ domain-containing protein
Exons: 7
Coding region: 42-362 (106 amino acids)
Biological process (GO): ubiquitin-dependent protein catabolic process
Cellular component (GO): elongin complex
Molecular function (GO): protein-macromolecule adaptor activity
Source: RefSeq, a predicted model, not a curated record